This is a messenger RNA of Cuscuta europaea, 1316 nucleotides long. NCBI's taxonomy places the organism in Eukaryota, Viridiplantae, Streptophyta, Magnoliopsida, Solanales, Convolvulaceae. The record is from the annotation of a GenBank genome assembly.
CUUUACCUUCGCAUACAACCAAUAUUAUUUCCUCUCCCGUAGAUGCUCCAGACCAUGAAUCCUCCACUCCAGAAUCAUCACCCAAUAUACCUGUUCGUCCCAUUAGGAACAGAAAACCCAACCCCAAAUUUCUUGGGGAUCCCUUCAUUAACUCUACCACCACUCAUCCUCUACCUUACACCCCUGAACCCACCAGUGUGCGUGCUGCAACAUGUGACCCCAAAUGGCGAGCCACAAUGCAGGAAGAAUUUGAUGCUCUUAAACGCAACAAUACUUGGGAACUUGUUCCCCGCAAUGCUCAGCACCCAAUAUCGUGCAAGUGGUUGUUUCGUAUUAAACGAAACCCUGAUGGCUCCAUUGCCCGAUACAAAGCCCGUUUGGUGGCUCGUGGGUUCCUUCAGCAGCCCGGGAAGGACUAUUUUGAGACAUUCAGUCCCGUUACAAAACCCGCUACGGUUUGUAUUAUUCUGUCUCUUGCGCUGGCAAAUAACUGGCCGCUCCGGCAACUUGAUGUUAACAAUGCGUUCCUCCAUGGAACGUUAUCGGAGGAAGUCUAUAUGACUCAACCCCCGGGGUUUGUGGAUCCGGCUUUUCCUAAACACAUUUGCAGACUUCGCAAAGCUCUUUAUGGGCUGAAGCAAGCUCCUCGCGCAUGGUACAUGGAGCUGUCCAACUUUCUGGUUACUUCCAGAUUUCGAAAAUCUCGAGCCGAUGCCUCCCUAUUUAUCUAUACUCAUCAACAUACUCGUUUGUAUUUCCUUGUAUAUGUUGAUGACAUUGUAUUGACAGGGAAUGAUUCCAAAGCUCUAAAUCACUUUGUCACUCAGCUCAUGCGCAGAUUUUCUGUCAAGGAUCUUGGUAUGCUUCAUCAUUUCUUGGGUAUUGAAGUCAUACCAAAUGCUACUGGUUUGUUUCUCACGCAGAGGCAGUAUAUUUUGCAUAUACUUGAAUCAUGUCGCAUGGAAGGUGCCAAGGAAUCCUGCACACCACUCGGAUCCACAUCACUAAUUCCACUGGAACAUGACACUCAUACGGAUGCCACUCAGUAUCGUCGCACCCUAGGCCUACUUCAAUAUCUGUCUUUCACUCGGCCGGAUAUUUCAUUUGCGGAAAGGCAAAUUGCUAAGUUUAUAGUAAUCUACACAACUACGACAUAUAUAUAAUGAGCUAAUGAAGGAUUUGGAUAUAAAUUACUUGGUAAUAAUGAGUCAUAUUUAUCUAUUCAUUUUCCAAUGUUCUUUUUAGUAGAUUUACAAUUUUAAUGUAGUACCUUUUACCCUUCUCAAGAAUUCCGGAUGAUUCCAGUUUAGUUGGCC